CUGAACAGAAAUACGGACACGAACACGCCACGUCAUCCUAUUUCAGUUUCGCGCCAAUUCGCAAUCUCCCGCCUCGCCUGCUAUUAUAUCCCACCGCCCACAGCCGCCGUGGCAGAAGCAUUUGAUAUACUCCAAUUUGCAUAAAGCAACCGUCGGGAAAAGGAAAACCGUCGACUGAUACUCCGUCGUUCUCUAUGGGAAGCAAGGGUAAAAUGACAGACUAUGAGCGGCGGAGGCUGGAAAACAUAAAGCGAAAUGACGAAAUGCUGGCGGCGCUCAAGAUCCGCUCGAAGCUCAACGACCUCUCCACCGCUUCCGCCAAACGCAGCAGCAGCGGUGGGAGCAAGUCGUAUAAACGUAGUCCAGCAAAGAAGCCCAAAACUGAAACUCCGGUAGUACUGCGCCGGUCGCUUAGGGCACGUGGGGUGCCGCCUGAUGCUGCUACUGCGAAUGGCCUUGACGAUGAUGUUGAUAUCGAGAAGCAGAUUAACAAAUCCCAAACCAUGAAUUCCAACUCGGCGCCCAACGUAUCCCCUCGAAAGCAGGGGCCCAUUAGAAUGCACGAUUCAUACAUAGGUGAGGAUGGAUUGGACAACAAACUCUUAGAACUUGUUAAGGGAUGUUCUCGGGAAGGCCUACUGAAUGAGAGUGGUUCAGUUUCAUAUGAUUCCGUUGAUAAUAUUGAAGGCUGCAAGACUUCUAAAAUUGGAAAGAGUUCAUGGGGUCAUGUGGAGGAGUUGGAAUUGAAGCCUGAGAAUGUAGCACGGGUGGUUCCUGGGAGAAUUAUGAGUUUGAGGUUUUUCCCUACUCGGGACAUGCAAAUGGUUGCUGUUGGAAACAAAUUUGGAGAUAUCGGGUUUUGGCAUGUUAAUGGCAAGGAAGAGGAUGGUGAUGGAAUUUAUUUGUACCACCCACAUGCAGGGCCUGUUUCUGGAAUUGUGAUAGACCCGUUUUGCAUAUCAAAGAUGUAUAGCUCAUGCUACGAAGGUUUUAUCAGGAUGAUGGAUGUGGAGAAAGGGGUGUUUGAUAUGGUAUAUCAUAGUGAGUACUGUAUAUACUCUAUAUCACUAAGUCCCCGUGACGUGAAGUCCUUAUACUUUGGUGAGGGCAGGGGAGGAUUUCAUAAGUGGGAUGUGAGAACAGGAAAAUCUUCUUUGUCGUGCGAUUUACAUGGAGAUAGAAUCAACAGCAUAGACUUUAACUCAGAGACUGAGAAUAUCAUGGCUACAAGUUCCACUGAUGGCACUGCUUGUAUUUGGGAUCUGAGACUCAUGAACAAAGAUAAAACAACCCCGCUGAAGACCAUUAAUCAUAAAAGAGCUGUACAUUCUGCUUACUUUUCACCUUCAGGGAAGUUUCUAGCAACAACAAGCUACGAUGACAACGUUGGUUUGAUAAGUGGAGCUAAUUACGAGAACACUUCUAUGGUAUACCACUACAACCAAACAGGCAGAUGGUUGUCCACAUUCAGAGGCGUAUGGGGUUGGGACGACACAUCUAUCUACAUUGGAAACAUGAAGAGAGGAGUUGAUGUCAUUUCUGUUGGUGGGGAAAGAGUUGUUGCAACCUUACAAAGUGACAGCAUGUCGGCUAUUCCAUGCCGGUUUGAUCCACAUCUGUACAACGUAGGUGUGCUUGCAAGUGCCACAAGUGGAGGCCAGGUUUACAUUUGGACUCAGCCGUAACAAGAUGUUUAGUUGUUAGAAGAGACAUCGUUGUAUCAAACAAUGUCUGCAGUCAUGUGGAAAUAGUUUUGCUUGAGGAAAUUAUCCUUAUCCACACACGGGGCUUGUAACUAUGCAUUUCAGUGUCAAAUUUGUUUGGUUAUGAAUGUUAGAAAAGUUUUCUUCCCCUCAAA
This is a messenger RNA of Salvia miltiorrhiza (redroot sage), 1858 nucleotides long. Its product is annotated as DNA damage-binding protein cmr1. NCBI's taxonomy places the organism in Eukaryota, Viridiplantae, Streptophyta, Magnoliopsida, Lamiales, Lamiaceae. Bases 195 to 1685 code for a protein of 496 amino acids. Gene Ontology annotation, cellular component: nucleus. The transcript is spliced from 5 exons. The record is from RefSeq and is a predicted model, not a curated record. Gene Ontology annotation, molecular function: protein binding; DNA binding. Gene Ontology annotation, biological process: regulation of DNA damage checkpoint.